Molecule: messenger RNA, 738 nt
Organism: Musa acuminata AAA Group (dessert banana)
Lineage: Eukaryota; Viridiplantae; Streptophyta; Magnoliopsida; Zingiberales; Musaceae
Product: pentatricopeptide repeat-containing protein At5g61800-like
Exons: 3
Coding region: 1-738 (245 amino acids)
Molecular function (GO): protein binding
Source: RefSeq, a predicted model, not a curated record
AUGGCGGAGAUGUGCAGUAUGUGCCGAUCGGAGGAUGGGCUUCGACAUACAAGUGAUGGGCUUUUAGGCUACCUGUCCAACAAGCUCCUCUACGUCCUCACCCUCCUCAUCCUCCCCGACCACCACCACCAAAGCCCCUCCUCCCUUCCUCCCGCCGCCGCCCUCAUCGGCUAUGUUCUUUCCCUCUUCCACAGCAUCCCCAGGCCUUCCGCCUUCCCCCACAACCUCCUCAUGAGAGCUCACACCCUUCUCUCCUCCCCUCUCCCCGCCCUCAUCGUCUUCGCCCGCAUGCGCCGCGCCGCCGUGAACCCCGACUCCCACGCCUUCCCCUUCGCCCUCCAGGCCUGCGCAACCUUCCGCUCCCCCGCCCUCGGCCGGGCCUUCCACUGCCAGGUCCUCAAGUUCGGCUUCGCCGCCGACUACUACGUCCGCAACAAUUUGAUUAGUGCGUACGCUCCAUUCCACUCCAUGCUUGAAGCCCAAGGCCUCUUCGACGAGUGCCCGUCGUCUCGUCACAUCGUCACCUACAACACCUUGAUGGACGGCUAUGUCAAGGUCGCUGACAACGCGUUUGCACGUAAGCUUUUCGACGAGAUGCCUGCAAGAGAUGCGACGUCGUGGGGCACGCUCUUGGCAGGCUACUCGAAGGUGGCCCGCUGGACCGAGGCGAAGCCAUCCAUGAGUACAUCAAGAAGAACAGAGCUGAACUCAAUGUCUAUCUGUCCACGGGCCUGGUAG